This is a messenger RNA of Lichtheimia ornata, 2106 nucleotides long. RefSeq lists its product as uncharacterized. The transcript is spliced from 2 exons. The record is from RefSeq and is a predicted model, not a curated record. Lineage: Eukaryota; Fungi; Mucoromycota; Mucoromycetes; Mucorales; Lichtheimiaceae. Gene Ontology annotation, molecular function: protein binding. The coding region runs from base 1 to 2106 and encodes 701 amino acids.
AUGAUUCACUCUAUUUGGAACGACGUCUGUCAACAACCAACGCUUGCUGCCAAUCAUCAACAUUACGAAAAGCAUGUUUCGGAUUCAACGGCACAGCUACAGCAAUGCAUUUCAAACAUCCUCGCCCUACUAGACGAUCGUGCCAGUGUCUUGACUCGUUGUGUCAACUUUGCUGCUGCUCUUCGUGAUGCAACUGCCAUGCAAGAAAUCUCGCCAAUGUCACCUCUUGGCUAUUUACGUGCAGCCACCAUUUACAGCGAGCAAGGUAAACAACAAGAUGCUAUAACGAGUUGCUACAAGGGACUCAAUGCUCUUGAUAUCAAUGAUCCUGGAUACAGCAAACUUGAAGAGACCAGACUAGUUGCUACGCAACGUACCGCUCGCCGUAUUGAUUUUAUCAGCCAACUACCACUUGACAUUGUGUUGCAUGUGCUUUUCCCGAUGCUUAUGGGUGAUGAUAAUGAUGAUGGCGUGUAUGACGACUGGGAUCUAUGUCCCUAUUUGGAUGUGUCAAGGAUGUGGUUUGAGCGGCUCUUUCAGGCAUGCAGCGGUGAAUUUCAUUUCAAGCUUAACACUAACCGCCCCAGCAACCGGAUUACUCGAUAUGCACAACAUACGAUGACAUUACGUAUCAACUCCUAUUCUCUGGGAAAUUGGUAUUCUGAUUUUUUGCGUGAUGCAAACCUGUGCUCUUUGUGGGAGAUAAAGAUUACAGGUCUCCAUGCUAUUAAGGAUGUGGAUUAUUUUGUUUCAUCAUUAAAAUCCGUCGGCAAUACUUUGACUCAAUUGACUAUUAUGAGCCGGCCAAGCAGACCCUUUGCUCCAAGAUCAUAUUUUACUGAUACGGCGAACGAACCUCAACCGCCUCUACGGAUAGCAGACAUCUUGAUCAAUUGCCCUCAUUUGGUGACGUUGCAUAUUACCUAUCGAUUCGAUAUCGAUUUCAGUGCUGUCCCUCUGACCAAGACUUGGCCGCAACUCACGAUGUUAUUCCUGAGCCAUCGUAACAGCGACAUUUCCAAUGGCCAAUUCGUAGCCAUGUUGAAGCGACUACCUUCACUAUACAAGCUUGUGCUUUAUCCAUGCAUCGAAACACAGCCCAUGACGACGAUACAACGCUACUGCCCAUCCAUGAGAGAGCUUGAACUCGUAACAAAACGCACCGAAUCAUCACCAGCACGAUUGGAACACCAACACGAUGACCAGUGGAUACACGAAGGAGCUGGAUUGAAGAGAAUCACGCUUUUGGAAGAUACACAACAACAUGACGCUUGGAUAGAUAUGAGCGAGACGCUAAAGCAACAUCACAAUACACUUGUUCACCUUCGAUUGCGUUUGGAUUAUGCAGGCAACAACGACCAUGAGAUUUUCAGCUUGGAAUAUCCUUGUCUCAAAGCACUCAAUCUUCAAAUCAACAAUCUGAACAAUGUUUGCUUCGGAUGGUGGAUAAUUGAAAAGGCACCGCUUCUUGAGGAAUUGAAAAUUACAGCAGAUGUCAUCAGGUUGAAUCCUGUGCUACUCAAUUUCACACCACCACCUACUCUAAGAAAACUAGUGAUGCACCUUUAUGGUGUAACUCGCCCUGAUGACGUGACAGUGAUUGAACGAUUUCUGGGCUGCUUUAAUCAACAAAAAGAGGGGUGUUCGAUAAAGCAUUUAGCGCUGCGUUUCGACAACCGCGGUGGUGAUGAUGUUACUCCCGAUAUACUUCUUCCUUCCAUCUCCCAAUUGGACCAGCUUCAGCAUUUAGGGAUAUUGUAUUCUCCGAUAGAGCCAACGCUAUGGAUGUUUGAUGAUUUUAUAUUGAAGCUUGUGAAAGCGUGCCCAAACCUAUUAUCUCUUGAGACGGAUAAUGACAUCUCUUCUCGCGCUUAUGUCAUCAAAGACCUAAAAAGGUUUCAACAUUUACGACAUAUCACUUUUAGAAUGGAUGCCACUGGGUCCGAGAGUUCUAAGGGCGAAUGGGAUGAUUCUAAUCAAUGGUAUGCUUUUGGAACCUUUUCACAGCUAAGGUCUAUUCGCGUCUGGUCGUAUGGUGAGGUGAACCACGUCUUCAUAAGAUAUCUGAAAGCUCACAGACCUGACAUAAACGUUGUGGCCCUCUGA